Molecule: messenger RNA, 4767 nt
Organism: Chiloscyllium plagiosum (whitespotted bambooshark)
Lineage: Eukaryota; Metazoa; Chordata; Chondrichthyes; Orectolobiformes; Hemiscylliidae
Gene: nod1
Product: nucleotide-binding oligomerization domain containing 1
Biological process (GO): regulation of apoptotic process
Molecular function (GO): protein binding
Source: RefSeq, a predicted model, not a curated record
CUUUUGGCAGCAGUCCACACUUUGCUGGGCAUUGCGACAAAUAAGACCUCAUUUCCCGUAAAUGGCUGCAGGAUUCACACUGUAGUCGUGCAGAAGAACUGGACAGAUAGAUACAAGUAUACGCUGCUGGAGCUCUUGUACCGGGCUGCUUCUUGAGAGUGAUAUAUAUGUGAUGUGGAAUUCAAAAAUGAACUCCUUCAUCUUGACGACCCACUUGGCAAGGGAAGACUAUCGAAGGAUGCUUCUGCGAUAAUGGAUACAGUGUUCCAGCCUGGGUUGCAUCAAGUGUCAAUAGUUUCAGCACACUCAUUUACCAAGUUGCUGAAGUUGCACCGAGAGGUCUUAGUUGGUUGCAUCAAGAACACAGAGUGUGUGCUGAAAAACCUGAUAAAGCAUGAAUACAUUUCCACUGAAGAGGCUGAGCUGUCCCAGCAGCAUCCUACGCAAGCAGCAAAGGUUCGAAAAAUAUUGGAUCUGGUUGAGAGCAAAGGAGAAGAAACAGCAGAGUAUUUCAUACACAUUCUGCACCAGGCCAAUGAAAUUUACACAGACCUUAGCCCAUGGCUGAAAGAAAUAGAGUAUCAACCAUCAGAACACAUACUAGGCAAAUCAGUAAUUAUCACAGAUGCUGUCUGCCAGUACAUUCAAAAGAUUAAACAUGGCCUACGGCAGGACACAAAGUUUGUCACUUCGUACGUCCAGAAAGAAGACAUCUUGCUGGAUGAUGCUUACACCGAGACACUUAUGGAACUAAUCAAUGGAGUCAAUGAAACAAAAGGAACUAUUUCCAACUUGGAGGAUUUGUUCAGUGACACUGGAAUCAUCAAUGAGGAUGCAGACACAGUGUUUGUAACUGGUGAUGCUGGGGUUGGCAAGACCAUACUGCUCCAGAGACUUCAGAACCUGUGGUCCAAAGGAGAGCUCUGUGCUAAUGUUAAAUUCUUCUUCAAAUUUAGAUGCCGAAUAUUCAAUAGCUUUAGAGAGGAAGAUAAGAUUUCUCUCAGAGAUUUACUGUUCAAAUACAACUGUUACCCUGACAAGGACACUGAUGAGAUAUUUAGUUACAUCCGACAACACCCAGACUCUGUCCUCUUCACACUGGACGGGUUUGAUGAAAUUAGUGUUGACUGUGACCUUAGUGAUAUCCCUGAUGUCUCUUCACCCUUUGAUCCCACACAUCCUAUCACCCUGUUGAUGAACCUUCUCCGAGGAAAGUUGUUAAAAGGUUCCAAAAAAUUAUUGACUGCCAGAACUGGUACAAAUCUACCAUUGAGAAUGGUGAGAAAAAGAGUGACACUGAAGGGCUUUACAAAGGACCAUUUAUUGCAAUAUUUAAAGAAGUUCUUCAAAAACCAACCCCAUCAAACUUUGGUUUUGACCCAGUUGGAAGCAAACCCUCACCUUUGUAGUUUAUGUUCAGUGCCAUUGUUUUGCUGGAUUAUAUUUAAAUGUUAUGAACACUUACAGUCAGAAUGUAACUCUCAGCAAAUGUUGGAUUAUGUAACGUUGACUGACAUCUACCUAUUGAUGUUAGAGGUUUUCUUAAACCAUUCUUCCAAAACGAGGUUGAACAAAAGAAACAAAAGUCAAAGUGAGACAUUCAAAGCGAAGAAAGAUUCUCUGAUGAGGUUGGGAAAAUUAGCAAAAGAGGGAAUCGAAAGCAAUAACUUCAUCUUUAGUCAGGAGCAAAUCACAGCGGCUGGUAUCUCAGAGGAGGAUUUACAGUUGGGCUUUAUCAAGAGUGCAGGCCACUACGAUGGAUGUGGGAACCAAUCAACCUAUGAGUUCCUUCAUCUGACCCUCCAGUCAUUUUUCACCGCGUUUUUCCUGGUUGUUAACGAAAGAAUUCGAGCGAAGGAAAUCAUUACGUUUUUUUCAAAAUGUGACCACUAUUUGACUGGACCUCAAGCCAAUAUUGUUUUUUUGAGAUGUUUGGGUUAUAAGUCACAUCACAGAAAGGACCCAUUUGAAACAAAUGAACACCUGCAGUUCACCACACUUUUCCUCUGUGGCCUAUUGUGUAAAGCUAAGAGGGACUUAUUCAAACAUUUAUCUUCCACAGGGAGUAUCCAAAAAAAGCGGUCAGCACUCAAGACCUACCUUGCCGACUGCGUAAAGUCACACUUAAAAAAUCUGCCUCAAGCACCAUUUGAAGAAUUUUGUAGAGUGCAAGCCUUGCCCCGAUUUGUCUGGUUAAUGCGCUACAUUUUUGAAACCCAGAGUGAAGCUGUAGCCAGUCUUGCAGCAAAGGGGAUUUGCGCAGAUUAUAUCAAGCUCACUUUCUGCAAUGCAUUCUCUGCUGACUGCAGUGCAAUUGCAAACAUAUUACGUCAUCGUAAAAAAUCAAUUGCACUUGAACUGGACAACAAUAAUAUCAAUGACUAUGGAGUGAAGGAACUAAUUCCUUGUUUCGAUAAACUCACUGUAGUUAGGUUGAGUGUAAACCAGGUCACGGAUGAUGGAGCUAAAGUACUUGCUGAGGAACUCCUAAAGUACAAAAUUAUUAAGAUCCUUGGCCUGUACAGAAAUCAGAUCACUGAUGUUGGUGCCCGGUUUAUUGCCCAAAUUGUUGAAGAAUGCCCACAUCUUCGAACAUUAAAAAUUGGACUCAACAAACUUACAAGUGAAGGAGGGAAAUUAUUAGCACAAGCAAUUCAGAAAAGUAAGGCCAUCAAAGAUGUCGGGAUGUGGGGAAAUCAGAUUGGAGAUGUGGGUGCAGCUGCUUUUGCUGAAGCUAUAAGAAACCAUCCUUCAUUAAAAGAGCUCAGCCUGGCAGCCAAUAGAAUUUCAGCAGAGGGUGGGAAAAGUUUGGCAGCAGCUCUGCAAGACAACAGAUGCUUGGAGAUAUUUUGGUUGACAGAAAACCAAUUGAAUGAUGAAGCAGCUGCAUUAUUCGCAGAAGCACUCAGGGUCAACAAAAGCCUGCUUCAUUUAUGGUUAAUAAACAACAGAAUUACAGAGGUGGGAGCAAAUUGUUUCUUCAAGAUACUCAAAGAAAAUACAACAAUAGAAGAGAUUUGCCUGAAUGGUAAUAAUAUCUCUGCUGAAGGAGCUAAGAGGCUCGCUGAAGAACAAAGGAUUUUGCUGUGAGUGACAUUUCCCUUGUGGUUAAUCGUAAACCGUGAAGCUGUAGAAGGUUCAACAGUCGUAACACUACCUAUAGAACACAAAGAGAAAACCUGCCAAUUGUCUUCUAUGAGGGUUGCAGUGAUUGGAACAAUCUGAGGAACUGAAAUUAAGCUGGAAAGCCAGCUUACAAACCAUGGCAUUUUCUACUGCUGUUCAAGAAAUAUUGAAAGUGCCUUUGUGACUCAUCACACAUGAGCAACCUGUAACUGCUGACACUAACAUGAAAGUUUUUGUGUGAAGAUUUGAAUGUAAGCAUGACAUCUAUCAUUGCUGUUCUUUCACCACGCAUUAAAGCAAUUUAUAAUGAAGCUGGGUCAAGCUGGAAUUUCCAUCAGUCAAACAGUGGACGGCAGCUAAAUGUUUAUAUUUAUUUAUGGUUAUUUUUGCUAUGACUUACUGGUGGAUAAUAAAAUAAACUUGUUGGGCUGCCUUAAGUUUGUAACAAAUAAAAAGUUAAGUUGAUACAGAAUAACUUAACAAAAUAUGUGACAGCGAUUUGCCAAUUAAUUUCUCAAGUCAAUGCUUAAAAACAUUAGCAUUAACCUGUCUGAUUUUAAAUUUAUACAAAGGUUAACAGUUGAUUGUCAAACAUCAUUAGCUGGUGCAUGACAAUGCCUCUGCCAGAAUUAAUUUGCCAACCAAUCAAUACUCUUUUCUCACACAGUAUAAAUGUUGGUUUUCCUCUUAAAUUAGUAUUCUUGAAAAUUGACUUGUUGAGUGCAAUUUGAAAAACUUUGAUAAAAUGUAUUUUUUUCCAGACUUGGAAGUUCUACAACCAAAUGACUGCCCCUACUCUAUGAAAUAUUUAAUUCCUUAUGCCAUUUUUAAUGAAGCCCUUGUCACAGCAAUGUAAUUACAGAAAUAUUAAGGCACAGAUUUAAAGUAUUUGACCAAUAUAUUAAAUUGUUUAGCCUUAUUAGCUCAAGCAUGUUAGAACUUGUUACGAACAACAUCUCAUUGACUGGAUGUUUUCUGUAAUCAGUCAAUUAUCAUCAUCAAACCAUUCUCCUUUCCCAUCUGGUCACUAGAUCACUUUUGCAAAUACAGGUAAUUCUCAGAUAACGCGUGUUCUGGCAGCGUGAUUUGCUUAGAAUGUUGCUGAGGGAUUAACAAACAGUAUUUUCAAGAACACUCACCUCAGUUCACAAUAGCGCGAUUCCAGCGAUGAUCGUUUUGCAAGCUUCGUUCUGUGCGUGUGUCGAUGUCAGGGCUGGCCUCUGUGCCAUUCUGCGCAUACUCCAAUGUCAGUUACUAACAGCAGCGUUCUGUGAGAGGUACUGUACAGGGAGCAGCUUUCUGAGAGUGAUACAUUGAGCAGCUUUCUGUGAAAGGUAUACUGCCCCUAGAUUAUCCUUUUUUUCUGAAAAAAUGGAGGGGUGGAGUGACAAGAAUGUUAGCAAGAAGCAUCCUAGUGAUAAAAUUGUAGGUGGCGAAGAAAGGCUAUAACACUGGAAGAGAAGCUAAGUGUUAUAAAGUGUUCUGAGCAUAAGGAGAGAAGAUGUGAUAUAACUUGCUUAACGGGAAUGAGGGCGUCUACGUUACGCACUAUUAUGACCCUCUGUCCCUGCAUUAACAACUUUUUUUUAAAUGUACUGUGUUAAAUGUACUUUUGUUUUGUUGAUAAAUAUGAUUUAUACC